Molecule: messenger RNA, 1291 nt
Organism: Saccoglossus kowalevskii
Lineage: Eukaryota; Metazoa; Hemichordata; Enteropneusta; Harrimaniidae
Product: small ribosomal subunit protein RACK1
Molecular function (GO): translation regulator activity; ribosome binding; protein binding
Source: RefSeq, a predicted model, not a curated record
GCUCUUCCUCUUUGGCCCGUCCAUCAUUGUGGUAGGACAACCUGUAUGGCAAGGCCGUAAAAUCCGAUGUAAUCCACCGUCAGGAGAAAAGAAAAUCAUAUAAAGAUGACGGAACAGAUGACACUACGUGGUACCCUAAAGGGACACAAUGGAUGGGUUACCCAAAUCGCUACAACACCCCAGUUUCCCGACAUGAUUUUGUCGGCAUCCAGAGAUAAAACUGUUAUUAUGUGGAAGUUGACCCGUGAUGAAACCAACUACGGAAUUCCGCAAAGGGCACUAAGAGGUCAUUCUCACUUUGUUAGUGAUGUUGUGAUGUCUUCAGAUGGCCAGUUCGCACUGUCUGGAUCUUGGGAUGGUACUCUACGUCUUUGGGAUCUUACCACUGGCGUAACAACGCGUCGUUUUGUUGGACACACAAAAGAUGUAUUAAGCGUGGCCUUCUCUGCUGACAAUCGUCAGAUUGUAUCCGGGUCUCGUGAUAGAACCAUCAAAUUAUGGAAUACACUGGGAAUUUGUAAAUACACAAUCCAGGAAGAUGGACACACUGAAUGGGUGUCAUGUGUUCGAUUUUCACCAAAUAACCAGAACCCCAUCAUUGUGUCCUGUGGUUGGGAUAAGCAUGUCAAGGUUUGGAAUUUAACAAACUGUAAACUCAAGACAAACCAUAUUGGGCAUUCAGGAUAUUUGAACUGUGUAACUGUAUCACCAGAUGGAUCAUUGUGUGCUUCUGGGGGAAAGGAUGGUCAAGCCAUGUUGUGGGAUUUGAAUGAAGGGAAACAUUUAUACACAUUAGAUGGUGGUGAGAUUAUCAACGCACUGUGUUUUAGUCCAAAUCGUUAUUGGCUUUGUGCGGCAACUGGACCUACCAUCAAAAUAUGGGAUUUAGAAGGCAAGAUUAUUGUUGAUGAGCUGCGACCUGAAGUAAUCACCGGCAGUAGCAAAGCUGAACCACCACAGUGCAUUUCCCUUGCAUGGUCCGCAGAUGGACAAACCCUGUUUGCUGGUUACACUGACAACCUUAUCAGAGUAUGGCAAGUCAGCCGACUGGUCUAAUUUAACAAAAAAAAAAUCUACAUUUGAAGUCUUUGAAUAACAGGGAUUUUCAUUGCCUCCCUGGUAAACAAGGAAGUGUCAUGUAGACAGAAAAAAAGACAAAUAUCUCUUUGCCAAGAAUCAAGGUGCUUCACACUUCUUCUGUACCAACUCUGAAAUUGACGCUAAUAAAAUCAUACUUGUAAAUUAUCUUGGCAAAUAAAGUCUGCCUUUGUAACUGAAGGUUGAAUUGAAA